AUGCUCUCGAUUUCCACUCUCUUUUGUGCUGGAGUCGUUUACACGUUGCUGACGAGAAACACGAAAGACGCGCGAGCGGCCACUUUCUAUAUGUGCUCGUUGCAUUUUGGAUUCAAAGUUAUUGUCUAUGGAGUUUCCUUUGAAGCACGCCACAUAUGCAAGUCAAAAAAAGAAUGGCCGACAUCGGGAAAACACAUUCUCGCACAAUUCGACGACGAUUCGAUCAUCGUAUAUCAGGCCUACAAUCCGUUAAUAGCUGAAGCAAUCGUCAAGUCGCAGAAUUUCCACUCGAUCGAAUGCCAGAAAAGUGGAUACAGCAUGUCGAGAAUGACGUGGAUCAAAACGAACUUUUUAUGGAUGAUGUUUCGAUCGGGCUGGGCAACAAAGCCAAAUCAAGAGCGAAUUUUGGCGUUGAGAUUGCGACGCGACGGCUUUGAGAUGAUGCUUUCGAAGGCUGUUUCAUCGAAAACUGGCGGAGAAUCGUCAAAAGGGGACGGGGUUCGACUCCAAUGGGAUCCCGAUCAUCAUCCAAGUGGCGAGUGUCUUUCAAAGAUGAAAUUUCUCGUGAUUGCCUGCGCUUCCUUGACCGUCGCCCUUGCACAAACGGGAGCCACUGGGACCCCAGCACCGACCGGACAUCCCGUCGAUCCAUGCCAGAUCUGUGACUAUAUCAUUCAACAAGCCGCUCACCAUUUGAGCAAGGGAUACACCGAAGACCAACUCCAGAAGGAACUCGUUUCUGACUGCCAAAGUUUGACAAAAUUCUAUGGGCCUGAUGUGGUCGCCGAUUGCACGACUACCGUCACCACCAACAUUGACACAAUUUACAAUGACUUGAAAGCCGGCAAAGAAGGUCACUCAAUUUGUAUCGACAUUGGCAAAUGCGUUCACCCAUCUCAUCCCACUGGAGCCACCGGAGCACCAACAGUCACCGGUGCGCCAGUGACCAUGCCGAUGGCCAACCGAGCUUACCGUCGCAAUUUGGAUAGUGGACUGGCAAUUCUAAAAAUGUCUUUCAUGGAGCCAAUGUCUUUUGGUGAGGAGAGAGAAAUGAGCACUUUUCAUGAGUUGCAAACGGUGCGCAAGGAGGUGCAACGAGAAGUUCCAAUGGAUUCCUCGAUUGUCUCAUCCUUAAGUGACCCGAUCGCCGACUCUUGCGCUGCAUCGAAUUCCGGGAACUCAUUCAUCGAUGAAAAUGCUUCUUUUGUGAGUCAGGAUUCGGGAGCUGAUUCAUUCUUGAGGCCUUCAUCGCCAAAUUCCACCGCCAAUACCUCGAUCAUUUCGACAGCUUCACAAAAAAGACGCAAAGCUUUGAAAACAUCAACUGACAGCGGUUUACCGUCAAAGUGCCGAAAAUGUUUGAAAGUGAUCGAGUUUCGCAAUCGAAGUCGCCACUCAGCUUUUCACUCAAAGAUCUUUCGUUUUAAAUGCUCUGAUUGUGAGUACAAGGCUCAUUUGGCACAAAACGUCCGUACACACAUUCGAAUGGUUCACAAAGGAGUGGGAGAGGUUGUCGAGAAUAAAUCUCUAGAGCUGGCCAACGAAUAUCUCCGCACCUAUGCUGAAUGCUUUGGCGAGAAGAAGACUCGACACUCGCUCGAGAUCUUCAGUGGUCGAAAAAGCGUCGACGAGGCAAGCUACUUUGAUGACUCUGGGGUUACAGUCGGCUCUUUCGACAGCACUUUCUCUUCCCAGGGAUCUUACAUGCCGGACGAGUUCGAGAAAACUUUAGAGAUCAUUGGUGAACAAACCGUUUCCGCGCGAACCAUGGAGUCGAUCAUUACUCGAGGCACCAAAACCUACAAGUGCACGAGAUGUGCCCGUUUCGUUGGCCGCACAAAGAUCCCAUGCCAUGCAGCAAUUCACUCAUCCCGUAAACGCUUCAGAUGCAGUGAAUGCGGAGUUUGUCACCAUUCUCGUGCUAAUCUCAAGACUCACAUUCGACUCUGUCACGAGAACAAAGGAGAGGUGCUCGACGAGGCCGAUGACGCUCUCAUCGACGAGAUCAAAAGCCUUGAGAGAGAAUGUUUCCCCGAUGCUGCGCUAGUGCAGAGAACUCGUCGAAGUGCACCUUCAAGAGCCCAGAAAGAUACUGUCAAGAAGACCGUGAAGAACCAAAAGAAAAGCUGCAAAUUGGUGGAAAGUGCUGAAGAUGACGAGGAUUCAAAUGGAGAAGAAAUUUCUCAAGAACUCUCAACCCUACCUACCAAGAGAUCAACUCGAAAUGUGAAGUCACUAGACUACGAGAGUUUCAAUUACGAGGAACUCGAGCACGACAGCGCGGAUGAGUCUGAU
Messenger RNA from Mesorhabditis belari, 2295 nucleotides. The record is from the annotation of a GenBank genome assembly. Lineage: Eukaryota; Metazoa; Nematoda; Chromadorea; Rhabditida; Rhabditidae.